UAACGGGAGGGGCCCCGAGUUCGCCACUGUUCCAUGAGUUCGCCACUUUAACUUUUUUAAAUUUUCUACAAUGGACAGGAAAGAUUCUGAUAUUACUUUUGUGGUUAAUCUUAACAUGGAACACCAAAGUACAAUAUGCAUACACAAGCUUCUGCAUAUCUACAAUAAGGACGAUCUAUGGAGAAGAAAAUGGAAAGUGGGACGAGCGGCACGGAGCGCACGUCUGGGCCGGGUGCCUGGCGACAGCGACUGUCUCCCGAUGAUCGACUGUUUUAUAUGAGAAAAAUGGUGCUAUACACUAAAGAACAAGUCAAGGAGCAGCUUAAGUGUCUUCAUAACCUGUGGAAUAAAGAUGAAUACUUAAGUAUGUCGUGUUGUGCUUUCUUUAAUCAUUUCUUUUCAUGGAUUUGACCGACUCUUUUUCCAAUUCGAACGCAAAACUCAUCAUCGAACACCUGUCAUUUUCGACCUGUUCGAAUACGCCAAGGUGAGGAUGAAGACGUAAAACAGGUAAGAUCUCCUCAUAUUUCCUACAAUUAAACGUUCAAGUCAAGUCGUCGACUAGAUAAAAGCUUAGUGAAAGCAAGUUUACAUCGUCAACAACGAGUGGAAGUACCCACAAAGUGAUGUUGUACGUCCGACCAAUUUGAAGGACACCAACAACAACCUCCCUUAUACUUCAGUUUCACCUUCCAUUUCUGGAAGAACAUAUAUCAUAUUCAUAUCUAACGUCCGAUGGCUCAGGGAGGGUUAAUCGGUGUCUUUGUCGAAACUUACUUGUUUGUUAAUGUUCUGUCAUCAUCCUGAAUCUAUAUCGAUCGACGCAUUUGGCCGUACUUCCGCCUGUCACGGUCAGCCGGCAUACGGGGUCAAAUAGUGACCUUCACGUGAUCACGGCAGAUACCAUUCCGCGUGAUUGCAUCAUUCAUGGGGGGAAUAACUAAUGUGUGAUCAAUAAAAACUAUAUCGUUAAAGGAUAAAAUAACUGCAAACUAUUGAGCUCUAUUAAACAGGAAAAUAAAGCAAAACACUUAUUUUGUAAGGUUAGGUUAAAUAAUCAACAGCUAUUGACACAAAUAUUUGCCUUUUAGCGGUAAUGUUAUACUUCAUAGGAAGAGUUCACUACAUUUCGCAGGGGCCCUGGCGUGAUGUACCUUAUUUUAAUCUCGUUUUUUUUGGGGGGGGGGGAUAAAAAUUCCUCCGAAUAAAAAUACAUUGUUUCACGGCGUCGGAAUAUAUCACGGAUAAUAUUUGUGAAAUUAAAAAAAAAAUCAUUCAUCAUGUCCUCAGUACUAGUAUUUCGUACCGUACGAUGUGUCACAAUAAGGUGAUGAAUUUAUGUAUUUUUCUUCUUUCUUGACUCCAAUUUAGCCUCUGUGCAGGGAGCGAAUAUGGACCUCACUCAGGUAAAUGGGUUAGGUACAACACCUGUCAAAAAGUAUAUGGGGUACGACCCCUCACAAAUGGAGAAGGCCAUUCAGUCAGUCAGGAAGGGUGACUUCACUCCCAAUAAGGCCGCAAAAGUGUACGAAGUACCAAGGAAAACACUCACCGACCACCUUAAAGGCAGGCAUCCAUUAACAACAGGUGGCCAGACGGCUUUGCGAGAUGAGGAAGAAACGGCUCUGGUAGGGUACAUAACACAAAUGGCUGAAUGGGGUCAUCCCAUAUCUGUACCCAUUCUCAAGGCCCUUGCGGGGGAGAUUCACGCAAGAAGCUGUACCACAGAUGGUUUAACGCCAAAGUUCCGCGGCUGCGAGGCAACAGGGAAGCUGGUGGCAGGACGAAAGUGGUGGCGUGGCUUCAAGAAACGACACCCCAGAAUCGCCGCAAGAGCCCAAGACCCACUUUCAAGGGAGAGGGCAAGGAUGUCCAGCCAAGCUGUCGUGGACGAAUUCUUUAACAUGUACACGAGGAUAAUGGAAGACAACGGACUUGGAAAAAAGCCUCAUCUCAUUCAUAAUUGUGAUGAAACAGGUGUAUCCAUGCAAAUGAACCGGGGAAGGGUGCUAGUGCCGAAAGGUGUAAGGGGCGUACCCUCUGCAAGCUCUGGAACGAAAGACCGGGUGACGUUUCACAUCGCCAUAACUGCGGAAGGGAAGACCUUAGCCCCCAUGAUUAUCUACAAAAAGAGUUUCCCAAGCGGAGCAUACUCCCAAACCGGACCAGACAACACACUCUAUGCCGUCUCCGACGCAGGGUUUAUGGAUAAGCAACUUUUUGAGAAAUGGUUCUGUUACCAUUACAUCCCCAGCCUGACAAACGAACGCCCAGUCCUGCUGCUCUUGGAUCAAUGCGAGGCACAUCUUUCUGUUAAAACAAUUCAAACCGCUAUGGAUGAGGACAUUAUCCUACUAGGCCUACCUCCCCACACAUCACACUUCCUACAGCCCCUGGAUAUGACAUGUUUCAGCAGUCUCAAGGACACCCUCGGCAGCAUAGUCCAAGGUUUGAUGUAUGAAAACGCGGCUUUCCAGCUGAGUAAGAGGAAUAUAAGCAAGGUUUUAAAGGCUGCUUAUGAAAAGUCCUUCACAAUGUGUACGGUUAAGAAAGGUUUCGAGUCUACGGGGAUGUAUCCCUGCAAUAAGGGUGCAGUCAGCAGGAGAUGGUUGGCUGUGGGAGAGCCAGUGGCAGAUGUCACCCACGCACCGUCACCCACGUCUUCCGAAGUCACCCACGCACCGUCGACGUCAUGCCAGCCCUGCAAGACACCCGGGUGCCAGGUAUGCGGCCCACCACGCGCCAACGCCCUGGUGGGCAGAAUGAUUCCAGCGAGCCUCUCAGACCUCCUAGUACCACCACAGGUAGUCGAGAGGACAAGGGUAUCAAAAGCUAUCAAAACAGCACGCGUCUUUACGACGGAAGACGUUCUACAAGAACAAGUGGAGAAAAAGAAAAAGAGAGAGGAAAGACUGGCCAAAAAGAAGAACAAAGGGCAAGGAAAAACAGAAGAAGAAAGAGGUGAGGAGAAAGAGAACGAAGACAAGGCACAGAACCCACGUACUGAAAAGAAGCGCAAGAGAGAAGUGCGGCAGAAGUUGCCUGAAGAACAGAAGAAGGAGAAGCGUAAGAGAAGCGAAGAGGGAGAGAAGCAGGACGAGGAGCUGACCGUAGCCACCACUUCCAGUUUGUCAUUGAGAGGGACAAGGAGCCGUAGGCCGCCAGUGUGGGCCAGCGGGUACGUGAUGUCAACUACUGGGACUGAAGAAGAAUAUGUGACCGAAGGAUAAAUUCAUGUUCUUCUUGGAUGACGCUGGAACUGUAGCACCAGUCAGGGCUAAAACAACAAACACAGUGACCAGACUUUCCGUACGCCGGGAACUCAGCUCACCUCCUCUGUUCAACUCCCUGGUCGACUAACUGACUCGAAAUCUUCCGUCAAUUCAUUCUGUUCUUUUAGACACAUAGCUUAUCAAUUGUCUACGGCAACCGAGCACUUACCUUUUAUCGGCUUUGCAGUUCGUUUCAUUUCAAGCUCAUCGAAUAACAGCACAAAAGAAAAACUUGUUGAAGUUCAUCACAUAGCAAUAGCAGAAUAAUUACAAUUACCAGUUUGACAUGAGACUGUCUGUCUCUGUCACGUUUCCAUGUUCAAUACAUAGGAUAAUUCAUGAUAGAUAUUUUGCUUGUUAACAUGCCUAGAAAUAUAACGCAUUGACAGUAGAUUGCAGUAACAAGUAUAAAAAAGUUUAAUAACUGUAAGAUUUGAUACUAGUUGAUACUAAUCCAUGCUGAGAUACUACAGUGGAUAUUAAGAAAUCAUAAAAAAGUAUAAUACUAGAAACUUCAAGAAAUAUCGGUAAUAUUGCUACAAAAUUAUAUAAGUAAGAUUAUUAUAACAGUAGGCAGCAUAUGAUGACAGUCUAGUGCCGGCGUCGCAGGUGGACCUUAACCACGCAGAAGCCCCUCUUGACGUAAGCUUCCUUCAGCUUCACCACCAGGUGCUGCACUUCACCCCGGGCAAACUCCUCCACCGCCACCCGGUCUUCCUCACGGAUCCAUCCGACCUUGAUCCACUCGCCGUUGAUGUGGGCAUAGGUCAUGAUGCCGGCCUUCGGAGCACCCGGCCGAUGGUAUGGCCGCAGUCGCAGUGACGGGGCACUCUCACAAUCUACCAGCCUUACAGCUUGGUCGAAAUAGUGAAACGUCUGUAGGGACAGUUUCUGUUAACGAAACAAAGGGUCAGUGUCAAUAUUUCGGUAUGCGGUUCAGAGGACGUUUUGCAAGAAAAUGUCUUGAUACACAGACCUCUAAAUGAGAGCUUGUACGCCCUUUUGUUUUCUUGAAAAUAUAUCUAAAAUCACUAAACAAUUAAAAAAAGAAAGCACAUCAGCUUACCAUUCUGGAAGACAGUACUCUUGACGUUGUAACGGAGGCAAAAUUUCAGUCAAGCGCUGAAAGAAGCGUAAUUGGCGGGAAAAUGGGAUGAACCAUUACCGCAUUUGUUACUUGUUGUAUAGAUAAAUAAAUAGAUAUUGUUAUGCUGUGUCCCUCUCUGUUCUUACUAUGGUAGUAUGUCAAAGUUCAAUGACUGCAUGUUGGCUUAGAACAUAUGUCGGGAUUAUUAGGAUACUUCCCGUUAGAAUUAAUCCCACCCCUUUUACCGUAGUGUGGUCGGCCCGCCUGAGUCAUAGUAAACUAAUGCAAAGACGACCUUGAAGACGAUACCAAUCGUCUCAGUACGGGUACAGUACACAGAUGACAAGUCGACCACAAAUCUGACAGCAAUCUUUUUUAUUAUUUAUUGUAGAAUCUUUCGUUCCAGGAUCCGGAUCUUUGCCAACAGUGAUAUAUUAGAUUUCGCACCCCUUCAUCUCUAGUGUUGUCGGCCGCCGGAAUAGACCUUUGACACAAAUAUAUCGGGUUACAUUUUGCCGUGAGAAGGAUGCAAAACCCUGUACACAUUAUGAUGGUUGCACUGCAAACUGAUGAUUACCCGCUUGGAUAUAGCCGCAGCACGCCGUUCAAGUUGUAACGAAAGGUGCAUAAGUUUCUUGGAACGAUUUGGCACCUGGAUCGAUUUUACGUGACCCAAAAACUUUUUAUACCAACGCGCUACUGCGUGCCGUGAUACUCAGCGGUAGUUGUCGGGAUUUUUGUUGUUGCCUGAAUACGUUUGUAAUCAAGAGCACUCCAUUGAUGUCAAUAAAGGAACAAUAGCUUCAGCAUACAGUAAUUAGCAGCGGAUAAACAUAACGAGUCUCAAUGAAUAGAGCGAAUAAGAUUGGCCGCGGUAUGAUGGUAUCGCGAUAUCGAACGUGCCGACUCGGUGCCCCGGCGGACGUGCGGCGCAUGUUGUUUCUUUCAAAUUGCACAACGCCUCAAUCCAAAGGCUUUUCAAACUCAUUAUAUAUUAUCCUCUUUAUUAACAAAUGUUGUACAAACGUCUAUCACACACAUGAAGAUUACGAAGGUUUGCAACUGCUUCUCGAUAUGCGGCUGACCCCGAGUGACCGCGUUCUGCGGAGAACGUCACCACGUGGUCGUAGAAGAUGGACUUCGAUAUGUCUCCAUAACUUGCGUGUUUCAUUCAGAUGCGCUGCAAAAUAUUGACUUAAUUCCCUGUAACAGGAAAGUGGUAAGUCAUAGAAUAGAAUUCAAUACCUUGAAAACAUUUUCAAUGUAUAUUUUUAACGAUUUCUGACCAAUUGUAAAAGUGGCGAACUCAGGGUACACCCUUAGAACAUACGCCCCAUCUUACGUCGGAAAGUUGCUGAUUGACCCUUGACCUCUACGUUCGAUCAAUCACCAUGGUAACGCGUGCAAAAAAAAGAUCAACAUAAGAUAUGCCGAUAUAUUUACCAAUCACAGAGAGGGUCAUUAAACUUCUGUUUGAAAACGAUGAUUUAUUGAAAAAAGUGGCGAACUCGGGGCCCC
Messenger RNA from Branchiostoma floridae (Florida lancelet), 5877 nucleotides. RefSeq lists its product as uncharacterized. The transcript is spliced from 2 exons. The record is from RefSeq and is a predicted model, not a curated record. NCBI's taxonomy places the organism in Eukaryota, Metazoa, Chordata, Leptocardii, Amphioxiformes, Branchiostomatidae. Gene Ontology annotation, cellular component: nucleus. Gene Ontology annotation, molecular function: DNA binding. Bases 1392 to 3230 code for a protein of 612 amino acids.